This is a messenger RNA of Fusarium sp. VM40, 576 nucleotides long. The record is from the annotation of a GenBank genome assembly. NCBI's taxonomy places the organism in Eukaryota, Fungi, Ascomycota, Sordariomycetes, Hypocreales, Nectriaceae.
AUGUCUACAAUGGCCUCAGCUAAUGACUCGUCGCUUCACCAGCAGCUUUGCGAACUGUACCGUCAAUAUCGUGGAACCAAGUCAAUCGAUGCAAAGGCCGACUUCUUCUCUCCGGAAUGUCAUCAAAUCUGCCGCACAGAACCAAGCUAUGCAGCACAAGAUAGAGGUACAAUAAUCCGCUACCUGCUUGAAUCUGGCGAAGUACUCGCUCGUAUCUACAAAGAAGCAAGCUGGAAUAUCGAAGACUUAACCAGUCCUCCCAAGAGCUUUUACACCAUGCGUCCCCUCACCGAAACCGAAACAAGCGACUUUGGCGCAAUUGAAGCUUUGGAACCUGCUGGUUUCUCGUCUGUAGAACAAGUUCAGAACCAAGCGCAGGCUGAGAACUGGGCAGGACUGAGAGUCAAUAUGUGGACAGAAGAUGACCAGGCCAGAGGAAUCUUGGUCAAGGUGCAGUACUGGUGGCGUAAGGAGACUUCUGAGGAGUGGAAGCAGAUACUGCAUGAUAUUAUGUACCUAGGACCGGUGGAUGGAACUGAACGGGACGCAGGCGGGGAGUUGGUUGAGGAUAAGUAG